AUGUCUAUACACAACUUGGAUUCCUUGAUAGCAAAUCUCUCUCUGGAGGAGAAGGUGGCCCUACUAUGUGAAUCUUCAAUGUGGAAGACGCUCGAACUUCCGGCACAAGUUGUCCGGUCAAUCAAGGUUUCCGAUGGAGUUAGUGGAGUUCGAGGGGAAAAAAUGCAUGGUUCCACCAAAACAGCUGCCUUUCCUGCUGCUGUGAGUAUGGCUUCCACUUUUGAUACCAAUCUGAUUCAUGCGGUCGGUCAAGCGAUAUGCGAGGAGGCCAAAGCCAAAAAUGUCGAUGCAGUUCUGGGGCCAUCGCUGAAUUUGCAUCGAUCUUCAUUGUGGGGGCGGCAUUUUGAAUGCUUCAGCGAGGAUCCUCUGCUUUCAGGAUUGAUUGGUGCCGCGUGGGUUAAUGGACUUCAAGAGUCCGGAGAAGUGUUAGCUGUGCCUAAGCACUUUGUCUGCAACGAAGUCGAGGCCCAUAGGACCAUCUCAAAUAGCGUGGUGGACGAGAAGACCUUGCGAGAAAUCUAUCUACAGCCGUUUCGGAUUCUGCUCCAAAAUGCGGAUGUGAAAGCACUGAUGGCGUCAUAUAACAAAUUGAACGGGAUCUGGUGCUCAGAAAAUGAUGAACUCCUUAAUGGUAUCCUUCGCGCUGAAUGGGGCUUUGACGGGCUCGUCAUGUCGGACUGGCAUGGGACCUAUUCGACGGUCGCUGCGGCCAAGGUCGGGGUGGAUCUUGAGAUGCCAGGGCCGACAAUUCACCGUGGGGAGAAAUUACUCGCUGCCGUUCGUAACGGUGAAGUACUGGAGGCCGAAAUUGAUGAGAAGGUUUGUCGUGUGCUCCGGUUCUCAAUGUUCGCUCGUCAAGAUUCCGGAGCGCCGGAGGCGGUUCGGAAGGACCCCGAUACCUCUCAGCUCAUCCGCCAACUCGGAGCAGACGGCAUGGUCCUCUUGAAAAACUCGCCUCAGCUCCUGCCUCUGAAACCAAACCAACGACUAGCCGUGAUUGGGCUCCCGGCGGAGAAGCCAAUCAUCAAGGGUGGCGGGAGUGCUACUGUCGCAGAAGAGGAGCUUGUGUCUCCCCUUGAUGCGCUCCGAGUGCAAUAUCCUGACUUGAUUUAUCACCCUGGGGUGCACAUAUUUAAAAAGCUUCCGUCUCCUUCCGCAAACCUCCUCGGCCCAUCACUCGUCUCCGUAGAUUGGUUCAAUGGGCGCAACUUUGAUCCGAUUCAGCACCUGAAAUUGGAAACUAUUGAUCAAACCGAAACCCAUGUUUUUGAUAAUGUGGAUCCCCGACUUGAACAGGACCAUUGUAUUCGCAUGUCUUGCACAAUAACCCCUGUGCGCAACGGUAUCCAUUUGAUUGGUGUUACCGCUUCUGGGCUCACUAGGGUCUACUUCGAUAAUGAGUUGGUUCUCGAGUUUCCUGGGUUUGAGGUUAUGGAGCCGAGUCACAUUCUCGACCCCGGUACCUACGAGCGUCGUACAGGCGUCGAGAUGCAUGCCGGCAGAGCGCACUCGCUCCGUGUCGAGGCCCUGUCUACCUUUGCAACACCACCUCCGGGAUUCAGAGUCUGCCCCCAAAGUGUACAAGUGGGCUUUGCUGAGCAAUUACCCGAGCUAGGAGAUGAGAUUGAGCAAGCAGAUGCCGCGAUUGUUUUUGUUGGGAACACGAAGGACUACGAAUCGGAGUCAUUUGAUAGGGAAGACAUCCGCCUCUCUCCAGGCCAGGACCAGCUCAUUUCUCGAGUUGUGGCCAAGAUUGGUGGCGCCAAAACAGUUGUUGUGAACAUGACUGGUUCACCCAUUGAGAUGCCUUGGAUUGAUCAGGUUUCUAGCUGCUUACAGGCGUGGUAUCCCGGACAACAAGCAGGAAACUCGAUCGCUGACAUCCUCACCGGACGUACUAAUCCCUCCGGCCGUCUACCAGUAACAUUCCCCGCACAGUUGAAAGAUACGGCAAGCUUCAGGAAUUUCCCAGAGUCCGACCUGAGCCAUAACGUCCACUACGCCGAGGGCGUGUUCAUGGGAUAUCGCCACUACUUGAAGGAGGGCAGCCCUGAGCCACAAUUCUAUUUCGGUCAUGGACUCAGCUACUCGAAGUUUGAGUACGAUACAGUCUCUGUGAAGCAAGAGAACUCUGGAUCAUUUGUAGUGGCGUCGAAAAUCACGAACAAAGGGCCAUUUGCCGGGAAGGAAACUGUCCAGGUAUACGUCAGCUGCGCCGGGGCCAAAAAAAAGUCACCUGCCCGAGAAUUGAAAGCGUUCACCAAGGUGUCUCUAAGGGUUGGGGAAACACAAGAGAUUUCGAUUCCACUUGAGAAAAAUGCAUUUUCUCAGUGGGAUUCUGAACGACGUUGUUGGGCCGUCACCAAAGGUGUAUACGAAAUCGAGCUGGGUCGGUCUGCCAACGAGAUGAUCACGAAGACUACAAUUUAUAAGUGA
Penicillium waksmanii is the source of this 2436-nucleotide messenger RNA. RefSeq names its product beta-glucosidase. Lineage: Eukaryota; Fungi; Ascomycota; Eurotiomycetes; Eurotiales; Aspergillaceae. The record is from RefSeq and is a predicted model, not a curated record. Gene Ontology annotation, biological process: glucan catabolic process. Bases 1 to 2436 code for a protein of 811 amino acids. Gene Ontology annotation, molecular function: beta-glucosidase activity. The transcript is spliced from 2 exons.